This is a messenger RNA of Fusarium redolens, 2502 nucleotides long. RefSeq lists its product as uncharacterized. Gene Ontology annotation, cellular component: cytoplasm. The coding region runs from base 1 to 2502 and encodes 833 amino acids. The transcript is spliced from 6 exons. Gene Ontology annotation, molecular function: aldehyde-lyase activity. The record is from RefSeq and is a predicted model, not a curated record. Lineage: Eukaryota; Fungi; Ascomycota; Sordariomycetes; Hypocreales; Nectriaceae.
AUGGAACAAGGGAACUUCUUGAGAGCGGCACUGCAGCGUGCUGAUGGCCCGAGCAUGGGACUCUGGCAGAUGGUGCCUGGCGCUAAUGUGUCGCGUGCCCUCGCUCGCGUGCCUGGCGUCGACUGGGUGGUGAUUGACUGCGAGCAUGGUAAUCUUGAUGAUAGCGCUAUGCACGAGGCAGUCCCUGCUGUUGCUGCAGCUGGAGUAUCUCCUGUAGUGAGAAUUCCCGGGAUGGAAUCAUGGAUGAUCAAGAGAGCUUUGGACUCAGGUGCCCAUGGAAUCCUGGUACCUUUGCUUCGCACCGCGCAAGAAGCCAGAGAAAUCGUCAGAGCGGCCAAGUUCCCCCCACAAGGAACGCGUGGAUUUGGCUCUCCGUAUGCAAUGGAGCGCUUCAGUCCCAUACCGACAAUGACCGAAUAUCUUCAGCAGGCAAACAACAGUCUCCUUACUAUAGUCCAGAUUGAAACCCAACAGGCUCUCGAGAACCUGGAGGAAAUCGCCGCUGUCGACGGUGUCGAUGUAUUAUUCGUGGGACCAUUCGAUUUAGGGAACAAUAUCGGCCAUCCUAUCAUGCAAGGCAUCUUUAAACCAGAAUUGAGAGAUGCGCUUGCGCGUGUGCUCAAGGCAAGCCACAAGUUUGGCAAGAAAUGUGGAAUCUACAGUACAUCUGGCAAGCAAGCGAGAGAGUAUGCUGAGGCUGGGUUCGAUAUGGUUCAUGUGGCAACUGACUUUACAUCGCUACAAUUUAUCAUGUCGCAUGAGAACAUGAGCUCGCAACAUAUACCUCACCAGAGCCGCUUGCAAGAAUCCCCAGUUGGCGACUUCGACCCUGGAGAUUGGACGUCUCUCCAGCUUGGCGCUGAGAUGCACCUGACCGGAACCCAAGAUGAUGGAGUUCAUUGGCAACAAAGCAACCAUCGAGGACCCCAACUCACCCAUGACGCGGAUACCAAUCUUUCAGAGGGCUUGCUCCAUGUUCUGAAUGACGGUGUCGGACUGUGCUUUGAUCAAGCAUCACUGGAAGACCUGACCUUCGGUUGCCCAGACUUGGCUGCGGACAGCUUCGAGCUCGAUCACAACUAUGCGUCCAGUCUGGGGUCAUUGAGCCACCAAGAGAUCCAAGGGCAUUGCCAUAACGAUGGCUUUGUUCCUUAUAGUCUGCAGCAGGUCUUGAAUACUUCAUCUCUAGCCAAUCAGGAACUCUGCGAGACCGACACAGCGAACCCGCCACAAUAUCCGGCCAUUCCCAUCAGCCUAAAUCCGACUCUCCCACGUCGCAGAAGCCGCUAUUCUCUCAGACACAGCCUGAACGUGGACGGCGGAAGAAGCACUCAUAUUCCCGUAUACGAUGCCCAUGAGCAAGCCUCUGAUCCUCUGCAGAGAUGGAGAAACAGUCCUCCAGGAGCCGAAUCGGCAUCUUGGUCAGCGAUUUAUGACGCACUACAAGAAAAUCCCUUGAGCGAUAACAUGCAAGCUCCUUCCACUAGGGUGGAAUCAUCGAGUCCAAGCGUGGCCAGUUGGCACAGUCAAUCCUCAAGCUCGAUUGUUUCCACGCAGUCGUCUCGAUCGUUUCAGAAUCGGAACAGGAGGCGCGUCACGAAGAGGAGGAGCACCGCCACUGAUGCCAACAAGAAGCCCCGAAUCUUCCACUGCACGUUCUGUUGCGAUACGUUUGCUAAGAAGCACGACUGGACCAGACACGAAAAGACGCUCCAUCUUGACUGCGAUCAGUGGAUUUGUGCACCAUAUGGUGGUGCAGUGGUCUCGUCCUCGACCGGCAGGAGUACGUGUGCAUACUGCAAUAUCCUUGAUCCUACCGAACAUCACCUAAGCUCUCAUAACCAUAACGCAUGCCACACUGGUCAACAGCCUCACGUCUUUAGGCGGAAAGACAAUCUCAUCCAGCACCUCCGCGGGUUCCAUCAACUAGAUACGCUACCCAUCCUGGACGACUGGAGAAUACCGCCUCCUCCGAUUUCCUCCCGGUGCGGAUUCUGCCAUCAGCAUCUCGAGUCGUGGCAGGACCGUGCAGACCAUCUCACACAGCAUUUCCGUCAGGGCAAGAAAAUGGCAGAGUGGAAGGGUGAUCAUGAAUUUGAGCCCUCGAUCGCAGCACAGGUCAGGAAUGCCUUGCCGCCGUACCUGCUUGCAAACGAGGCGUUAACCAUGGUACCCUUUUCAGCCACGGAUCCAACGGUACCAGAUCAUUUAGCUCAGAUAGAGGAGAGAAUUGGCAAAGCUGUCGACCCAGGCCCGAAUCCGGGACAGCAGCACGAUCAUGGCUUCGAUUUGACGCCUGACUCUUAUACCAAGUUUCUAGCCUGGCAUCUAGGGCGCUUUGCUCAGCAGUCCUUCGCGAGUGGUGUCUUUCCGACCGACGAGAUGUUCCAGGGCGAGGCGAGGCGAUUGGUGUAUGGGAGUGAUGACAACUGGGAACAGACUAUAGCUGAUAACCAGGAGUGGAUCGCUACCUUUCGAAGACAGCAUUUAUCCAAAGACUAG